Pristis pectinata (smalltooth sawfish) is the source of this 6196-nucleotide messenger RNA. It is a transcript of the gene trim37, whose product is annotated as tripartite motif containing 37. NCBI's taxonomy places the organism in Eukaryota, Metazoa, Chordata, Chondrichthyes, Rhinopristiformes, Pristidae. Gene Ontology annotation, molecular function: zinc ion binding; ubiquitin protein ligase activity; ubiquitin protein ligase binding. The record is from RefSeq and is a predicted model, not a curated record. Gene Ontology annotation, cellular component: aggresome; peroxisome. Gene Ontology annotation, biological process: negative regulation of centriole replication; protein autoubiquitination.
GUCGCCUGUGGAUUUGAAGCCGGGUUAAAGUGAUGGAAGGGAAUUUUCCUUCGGCGAAGUCUUGAAUUAAACUGCGAAUUAACGGCUUUCCCCAACGCGGAGAGAACAUGUGAGCAGAGGGAGGCAGCGAAGCCGUGAGACGCUAGCAUUGGAGUGAAGGUGAAGGGCCGUUCGCUGCGGCACUGCGGACCCGCCCCGGCAACCACAGUCGUUGGUCAGGGGCCGCACUGUGUUACCGCCACAGGCCGCAGGCUCCAUCCUUCCCCUGCCCUGUUAGCGGCUCAGGCUCUAACUGACUUCAAGUCUGUUCCUCUGCAAUGAACAUCAUUGCCCAAAAAAGUCCUGAGCUCAAUUAAAAUUGUGAACCUCAAGUGUCCAUUAACUUAAAGAACACACACAAAGCCAGAAUUUGAGGAUUUUAGCUGAUGUUGUCUAGCAGCAACAGAAUUCGUCUUCAGGAUAAGAUCUGCAGUGCGCAGCAUAGAACGAAAAUGGAUGAGCAAAGUGUUGAAAGCAUUGCAGAGGUGUUCAGGUGCUUUAUUUGUAUGGAGAAAUUACGUGAUGCUCGGCUGUGUCCACACUGUUCAAAACUUUGUUGCUUCAGUUGCAUAAGGCGUUGGUUAACAGAACAGAGAGCCCAGUGUCCACACUGCAGGGCACCUCUUCAGCUGCGGGAGCUCGUGAACUGCCGUUGGGCAGAGGAAGUCACACAACAACUGGAUACACUUCAGCUAUCUAAUCUCAGUAAGCAUGAGGAAAAUGAUAAAGACAAAUGUGACAGUCAUCAUGAGAAACUGAGUGUAUUCUGUUGGACUUGCAAGAAAUGCAUCUGUCACCAGUGUGCACUUUGGGGGGGAAUGCACGGAGGCCACACGUUCAAACCAUUAGCUGAGAUUUAUGACCAACAUGUUACCAAGGUGAAUGAUGAAGUGGCAAAGUUGCGACGUCGAUUGAUGGAGCUAAUAAGUUUAGUUCAAGAAGUGGAGAGAAAUGUGGAAGCGGUACGUAGUGCAAAGGAUGAGCGUGUGAGAGAGAUUAGGAAUGCUGUGGAAAUGAUGAUCGCAAGACUGGAUACGCAUCUGAAAAAUAAACUUAUAACACUAAUGGGUCAGAAAACAUCAUUGACCCAGGAAACUGAGCUGCUUGAGUCACUGUUACAAGAAGUAGAACAUCAGCUGCGAUCCUGCAGUAAAAGUGAAUUAAUUGUGAAAAGUCAAGAAAUCCUGUUGAUGUUCCAGCAAGUACAUCGUAAACCCAUGGCUUCCUUUGUCACAACACCUGUCCCACCAGAUUUCACAAGUGAGCUGGUUCCUGCUUACGACUUCAGCACAUUUGUCCUAUCAAAUUUCAGCACUUUGCGUCAACGUGCAGACCCUGUAUACAGCCCUCCUCUGCAAGUAUCUGGACUCUGUUGGAGACUGAAAGUUUAUCCAGAUGGAAAUGGAGUAGUGCGUGGAAAUUACCUGUCAGUGUUUCUGGAACUCUCUGCAGGACUCCCUGAAACAUCAAAGUACGAGUACCGAGUGGAAAUGGUUCAUCAAGUCUCUAAUGACCCAACCAAAAACAUAAUUCGAGAAUUUGCUUCUGAUUUUGAAGUUGGUGAAUGUUGGGGUUACAAUCGUUUCUUUCGAUUGGACCUUCUUGCCAGUGAGGGUUACCUGAAUAUGCAGAGUGACACCUUGGUCCUCAGGUACCAGGUGCGUGCACCUACAUUUUUCCAGAAAUGUCGUGAUCAGAAUUGGUACAUCAGCCAACUUGAGGUAGCUCAAACGGGUUACAUUCAACAAAUUAACAAUCUCAAAGAGAGAUUGGCCAUUGAACUGUCACGUAACAGAGCCUCUCAAAGCUUGUCACCACCCAAUACGCGCUUGAGCCCACAAAACAAUGACUGCUCGGAUACCAGGACAAAAAAGCUUGCUUGUAAUGAAGAUUUGCCAGCAGAGGGUGCGUGUUCCGUUUUAGCAGUCAGCCAGGUUAAAGAGGAGGAGGAAGAGGACAAGACUCCACAGGAUGACUCAAAUCAUGAUCUUUCUGAUGGUGAUUUGGACAUAGAAUUCCUCACAGUAGAUGAUGAAUUGAACCAACUUGAUGGCAGCAGCUCCUCUGCGAGUUCCUCGGCAACAAGUAAUACUGAAGAAAAUGACAUUGAUGAGGAAACUAUGUCUGGAGAGAAUGAUGUUGAAUACAGUAACAACAUGGAUUUGGAGGAAGGAGAGCUGGCAGAUUCAGCAGGAGCUUCUGGAGGGAUGAACAACCACAAUAGGUCUUCAAGGAGGGUAAUGGGCAGUCUGACAUCCACAGCCAGCAGCAGCCUACUUGACAUUGACCCUGUCAUUCUCAUACAGCUGUUGGACUUGAAGGACCGAAGUAGCAUGGAAAAUCUGUGUCUUCAGCCCCGUCCACCUGCUUCCCUCCUGCAUUCAGCAGCUCAGUGUCGUAAAGAUCGUGACCAGCGGAGACAAAUGUCAGUGCGUCGUUCACCUCCUGAUUCCGGAGUUCUGAAGAGGUUGAAGGCCCAGAUGGCUGAAGUCAGGAGCAAAAUGUAUGAAGUGAAAAGCCAGAUGUCAGAAGUGAAAAAUAAUACAGUGCCAUGUGCUGAUUUCGGAUCAAACUGCAUUCUCUCAUGCAGGAGAGCAGGGACCAUUGGUGGACCCUGUGGAAUUGACAGCAUCCGGAGACAUGAAGCAGCAACUGUGAAAGGCUGCUUGCCUCCUCUGCUGGAAAGGACUAGGACUGUUUUGAUGAGAAUUGCUAAGAGUAGGAAAGAAAUGACUCUACAGGCAUCUAAAGCAUCCAGCAAGAAAUCUGCAUCUCCGAAGCAAAAUCGCUCGGGCCCAGGGAACUCUCUUUCUCUCCGCGAAGCACUGGAUUGUGGGGAUAAGGAUCUCCACUGCCAAGAGAACUGUCCAUCCAUCGCAGGAGGAUCAACAAAAUCCAACAAUAGGCAAGGAUCCCCACAUUCUAUAAACAAAUCCAAUGAUUCAGAGAUGCCAUCAAUCUGCAAGGCUGACGACAGGCCUUCUACCGUUGCUGCUUCUGAAAUAUUUGGCACCUCUGCACUGAAUGGAUUGACCUCGCUGGAGAAGUCACGGAAAAUUGUCACACUAGGGUCAGUGCCCCAAUGCUCAUUCACAGAUGGCCAGCAACAUUCCAACACAGAAAAUGCAGUCACUUCAGGAAUGCAUGCAUCAGCUCUUGACAGUGCAUCAACCAGGCCAGAAGAAGUCAUGUCACUUCAGAAGACAAUCCUUCGUUUACUACCUGGGAUGAGCACCGACAGUGAGAGUGAGUGCGAUACUGAGAAUGAGGAGCAGGAAGAAAACAGGUCCACAGAGGUGGUGACUCAUAACUUUGCGGUUCAGAGCUCUGGUGAAGGUGAUUUGGGCAAUUCUGAAAGCACCAAUUUUGUCAAUGGAGAAAAAAAUGAGUGAUCAUAAGGACAUUGCCAAUGGAAAAUAUUUUGCAUCCAGAUUGCAUUGGAAAAGUGGAAGAGGAUGGGGACCUGCUAAAGAUCUUUCCAUCUUUAACAGUAGGUUAAGGGAAAUAACCUGUAACAUCCCGUGUGAAACUAAUGCUUGUCUGUCAUUCAUACACUACUACACCAGCUGUGGGCUGAUGCAGCAAGAUCCCAGUAAACAUUGCACUGAUUUUGUUUUCUUUGAUGGGUCAAAGUUAAUUACAUCAGCCAGUACUUGGUUUUACAUUUUAAAAAGCUCUUAAACUGUAAACCAUCUCUUCCGUACAGCAAGGUCCUGGCUUUAAUAGUCGCUACAUUGGGUCAUUGGUGCAUUUUCAGCCUUGAGUUUUUGCACAGCUGCCCUGUCCACUGUCCUUUGCAAACAUUUGCUCAGCAGUUGAGACCUUCCUUAUUUCAAGCAGUUGACUCACUAUCUUUCAUGGAAACUUUUUGUUCUUCUGCCUUUUUUUUGUAACAGUUGUUGUAGAUCAUUUCCUCUUCAAGCUGAACUUUUCUGUCCAUAACUCCCAGAACAAUUAGAAUAAACGUGAAUGGGCCCUGCUGUAUUCUCAAUUGCCUCUGGUUGGUAGGAGCUGAACAUCAGCAAUGAUCCAUGUAGGGACUUGGCCUUCCCUGGCAAGUUGAGAUGGAGUGGGGGUGGCGGGGAAGGGGUGGGGGUUGGUUGCAGUUGUGAGCAGUGGCUGAAAUUGUGAAUUUGCCAAGUGGGUUAUUGGUAUGCAUUGCUCUUGUUUUCCUCUUGGGCAUACUUGCUUGUUUGAGACCGCUGGUGUUUUACUACUGAUGAUCUUGAGAUUGUAAAGUGAGUUGUGUAAUUAGACAGACUACAGCAGACUAAUAAACCAAUAAGUAGGUAUUGGUUGGUAUAAGCUGAGUCUGUAUUCUGUGUGUGCUGUAACUUGGACUGUUAGAUUCAUGAUUAGAUGCAUGUACAGUGGAGUGUUGUAUUAUACCUGUCCCUGGAUUUCAUUCUUCAAACACAAUGGACACAGAAUGGAGUGGUGAUUGAACAAAUGCUCUGUAUUGAGGGAAGUAGUCCAACUGAUCUAUGCAUGUCGAACCUUUAUGCUUUUUGGCCUUAACCUAUCAUGUAUUUUAUCAAGGUUAUUUGAACAAUAGUGACAUUGUACUCAAUUGCUUUUAGAUUCAUGAUCUAAAUGGCACUUUAAGUACUGCCCUGUUGACCCCACUGAAGUUAACAGGGGUAUGAUUUCAGUGGGCAACAUUUGCCUAGUUGUCCCUUAACAUUGAAAUCAUAGAUUUGUCCUGAUGCAUGGUGGUGCUGUGUACAUAUCUUCUGUGCAAAAUUUCUCCUACAGUUGGCAUCUGGUCAAGUGUCACUAGCUUAUUCAUUACUUCCAUUUCUUGUGUGCAGUGGAGCGCUGUAGGGGGAAAAAACUAGCCUGCUGAUGAGCAAUGUUAUAACAGCAAGUAAUCUGGAGUCUUCAAAAAUAAAACUGAGCAUACUGUACCGAAGUUGGGAAUGUUUUACAGCUGCACUUGUUUAUUUGGUCUAUUUUACACUUGAUUGUUUCAGUUUAUGGAUCAUUUCUGGCACAAGGUUGAAGCAAAAAUUCCAACAAAAUUCCUUAAUGUUAAUUUAUUUCUAAUUAAGUAUCAUUUUAUUUAUUCAUUCCGCUUCUGCUCUGGAGCAGCUAUUCUAUGCGACCCCACUAUUAUACCCUUCUCUGCCAAAUGAUUUCUGUACAGAAGGUACAAUCACUUUGUAGUUUUCUUUUGUAGCUGUACCCUAGUGGUGCCAAGCAGUGUUUUCCUCUGGGAAUUCCCCAGCUAUGAAUUGAUUAGCAAAGCUGUGAUAGCUGGUGCCUUUCUAUUGAGAGAAAACUCUUGCCUGGGUUUUGCUCACUAAUCAGCUUGAUGCUCCCACCCCAAAGCCUUUGUUUUUUUUUAAAAAAAAAGGCGCUUAUCUGUGAUGAUUUGUUCUCCAAGAGUUGGGAAAAUCUGUGGGUUUUGUUAAAUCCAUAGUUUACAAUGUCUCUGCCUUAGACCAGUCUUUAAUUAUACUCUGUUACAUCAAGCAGUUCCCAUUUACUUAGUGCAGAUAUUAGAAGUAAGUUUUCCAGAACUUUCCAUUAGGUUGGUGAACAUGUACAAACAAAAGACUUGAAUCUUUGUGGGACCUUUUUACUUCUCUGCUUACUGGUAUGGUAUGUUGUUAUUUUGGUUUCCAGUGUUUGUUCUUUGAAAGGCAAUGUGUGGGUAACUGGUGAUGAGUUUGCUCUGGCGACACUACCUUUAAUUCAACAACCUUGUCCACACUUCUCCCACUUCCCCUACAACUAUGAUAUGUUUGCAAUGUAUUUAACUUUGCAUAAUAUUUCUUGCUUUAAAGAGCACAUUUAGGUUUUGUGAAUUUCUUCAGCACUACUUUGAGGAUGCUUUGCCAUUGAGGAAACUCUGCCAUUGAGGAAACUGAGAUCUAGCAACAAGUCUGUUAAAUCACUGCUGGCAGCCUAUCCAUGUAGUAGAAAGCAGAAUACUGAGUGGGUAGUACUGAGAUUUAAUUGUGCUGCAAAGUACCCUGGACCCAGUUUCUGUAAUGCUUAUCAACAUCCUGUCUAAAUGUGAUGUACUUUGUACUGUGAAGUACUGUUAGAAAGUUGUGCUUUAUUUGCAAUGUAUCCAGUGUUGCAUUUUAAAUACUGUCUCCAUUGUGUUUACAUGAUCACAUUUCUGCACUUUUUUUGUUAAUAAAACUAA